AUGUACAGGACGUUGGAGUUGAUCUCUGAGGCAUCUGGUAGCAAGCAAUCGUCAGCAAACCUGCGGGAUAUUCCGCUUCAAUUCCUGGAAGUCUUGAUGGCGCAAGUCGUCAUUGGCAUCACUUUUUGUGGGUAUGCUUGGAUCGGAAGAAGGCGAGAGCUCGAGGAGUGGUCGAGAUUAAUGUAUGGAGAGCCUUGGCCCCAGCGCAGAGUUCCCGACGACGACCUGGAAGACUCUGUACGACGUACUUUCGAGGCUCCAAAUUUGAAACCUUCGGUAAACGAUGAGUAUAGUCCUGGCCAUCUUCCCAACGUCAGAGCGUACUACGCUCAAGUUGAGGAGCCCGUUCUUCUUCGUCCCGCAUCUGCUUGUAGCGGACUGGCCCUGGGAUCAUCAAGCCUUCCUCCCGACGAGCCUGGCGACGACGCUAACUCAGACCACGAGCAUACCUCUGAGGCGGAUGCCUCUGAUUCCGAGACUUUGUCCGAUGCUGACGAGUCUGAAUCUGAAUCUGACGAUGACGAGAAGAAGCGCCGCAAAAAGCCCAAGAAGGAGAAGCAGAAGAAGAAAGCCAAAGGUAUGAAGAAGCCGUAUCACAAGAAGGAACCACCGAUGCGGAAGGAACCAAGUCAUGGUCCGAGAACAUUCAAGCAUGGGAAGAGCCAAUAUCGUAGACCGGAGAGAUCCGGGUCUCGUCGUCAACACGGCCUUCGUGGCGGUGGAGGUGAAGAAGAGAUCUUUCAGCCUCCUAUUAGCUGCUAUGAUGAAGUUCUUGCGUACUCCAAGAAGCCAGGUGAUCCGAAGAUUCCAGGUCAGCUGGAUAGACCGGAGAGCAAUAAUGGGGUGCUCAGAGUUGAGAUUCACCCACCACCACCAUUUGGCCCGCGACCGAGGCCAAGAUCAGCUUUAGAAAAGUCACAGUCCUGGUAA
This is a messenger RNA of Pseudocercospora fijiensis CIRAD86, 930 nucleotides long. RefSeq lists its product as uncharacterized. Bases 1 to 930 code for a protein of 309 amino acids. Lineage: Eukaryota; Fungi; Ascomycota; Dothideomycetes; Mycosphaerellales; Mycosphaerellaceae. The transcript is spliced from 2 exons. The record is from RefSeq and is a predicted model, not a curated record.